AGGAAUCAUCUUAUAAUUCUUAAUUCAAUCAUUUAAACGUUCCUUUGGAAAUAAUAAUUUUGAGGUUUUGAUGUAUUAUGAAAACGUGACAACAAACAGUGAUCAAUGAUACAUCAUGGAAGUAUCUCUAGAAAGGUUAGAUUCUUUACGUCUUCAGAGCAGUGAAUAUCGCAAUUACAAUCGAAAUUCUGUUUUGAAUAUAUAUGUACUGGAAUCGGAUAUAUUCAUAAAGGUUUGCGUUUUUGUAGAAUGUGAAGCAGGAACAACAGGUCCAAACUGUAGUGAAACAUGUGUUGAUGGAUAUUACGGCAAACGUUGUAGGAAAAAGUGUUCUAUAGAUUGCACAGGAAUUUGCAACAAGAUCAACGGAAGUUGCACAGGUCGUUUCAAUGUCAAUACACAAUCAUUUGAUGUAUCAGUGACUACAAAUGGCACACCACAAACAGAUCUACAUAACAUCGAGAAUUUUCUGAAGGCUAGAUUGUGGAUUAUUGCUGGAGUAUCCUCUGUCCUCGUUAUUCUUACCUGUGGGUGUAUCGGAGUCUUCUUCUUCUGUAAAACAUGCAAAUAUGUUGGAAAGAAAAGACGAACGCUUGCUCGACAUCCAAACCAGGACACACAGCCAUCUGUGCGGUAUGAGAGUGAUAGAGACAUGCAGGACUUCUCCGCUAACAUUACCCGACCUUCACGGACCAAUGAUAAUGGAUCUGCUAAUGGAUCAGCCAAUACACAUGUACCCAAGACACCUAACGUUGAAAACAGUAAGCCUAAAACAAAGAAACGAUACAGCCUGGUCCGAAAAGUCACUGUGUCCCAGGAAGUGACGUCAUGUUCUAACAUGUCUGAGGAAGACGAUGAUGUGUUCGACAGUGAUGAGUGUGAUGAUUAUACAAAUACUUGUGGCGGCGUACAGAUCUCAGAGCUCCCAUCAAAGCAGUCCUCCUUUAACACGUUUCUGUCUCCAUACGAUAACUCACAGUCAGGGAAUGAUGACAACACAGAGUAUGGGAAAUUAUGGAGAUGACAGCAAUAACACAUCUUCUUGUGUACGGAAAUAUACAUGAUAUUUCCUUUGAUUAUACUGUAAUCAUUUCAGCGGGAUUCAAAUUUUAGCUACUUUAGAGGUGAUAUCUUUCAGAAUAGCUGUAUUUAUCUUUUCUUACACAGACAAAUCGCUGAAUCAUGAUUAUGCCAAUUAGUCCAACAGCUCCUACUGAUACCCUAAAAUAAGUAGACGAACAGGAAAUGGCAGCAAUUCUUCAUAAACAGCAACAAAAAAUAUGUUUGUCUUACAGAAUAAGGCAGUGAAUUCCAUUGGUCGAGGGCUUAUCACGUGAAGGAGACAACUCGUGAUACCCCCAUACAUGUAACUGUGUUUCUCCUUGUAGACGAUACAGUUUUGAUAGCGCAAAGGAGAUAACUAGCACUCUCAUGAUAUGCAGGGCCAUUUAAUAGUGACGUCAAUGUCAACAUUAACGACCACAAAUAACCCUGUUGCGAAGAUAGAUAUGCUUUGUUUAACAUAUACAUCUAAUAAAUGUAUAACAUUAAGAUUUAAAAAAAUAGUACAUGUAGUUGGGACAACAUUGAUAACACCGAUUGAAAACCAGUGAAAAUUUAUUUAAAUUUUUCUGCAGAAUUUUGCCGAUUUUGUUGACGUUUUAACUAAUAAAUCAAAUCAAUAAA
Molecule: messenger RNA, 1686 nt
Organism: Ostrea edulis (European flat oyster)
Lineage: Eukaryota; Metazoa; Mollusca; Bivalvia; Ostreida; Ostreidae
Exons: 4
Coding region: 116-1024 (302 amino acids)
Source: RefSeq, a predicted model, not a curated record